Molecule: messenger RNA, 600 nt
Organism: Pararge aegeria (speckled wood butterfly)
Lineage: Eukaryota; Metazoa; Arthropoda; Insecta; Lepidoptera; Nymphalidae
Product: zinc finger protein 664-like
Exons: 1
Coding region: 1-600 (199 amino acids)
Biological process (GO): regulation of transcription by RNA polymerase II
Molecular function (GO): DNA-binding transcription factor activity; RNA polymerase II cis-regulatory region sequence-specific DNA binding
Source: RefSeq, a predicted model, not a curated record
AUGAAAGUUGCCAAUCAUGAUAAGGAAAGUAUUGGGAAACCCCAAAAAAUCUUCACAAAAGACGGAAAGAAAUACGGCGUGUGUGACAUUUGUAAGAAGAGCGUAGCGAUCGCAUCGUGGAGGCGUCAUUCUCGAUCCCACUCGACAGUUAAAAGAUAUAGUUGUCAUAUAUGCGGACUAGGUUUUAACGACAGCGGAAAUCUAUCGAGACAUCGUAAAGCUCUACACAGCGAACAUCGCCCGCACGCAUGCAACAUCUGCCACAAAACCUUCUCAAGAAACAGCCAUCUUCAAGAGCAUAUAAGAACUCAUUCGGACAGUCGAGAUUAUAUAUGUGAUAUGUGCGGCAAAGCGUCGAAAUCUAGUGCCGCUUUGAGAAUGCACAGAAAAAUACACCUUAAUGAAUAUAGAUUUGGUUGUAUUUACUGCGAAUCUAGGUUCAGGAGAAGGGGGGAGUUGCUUGUACACGUGUCCGUGCACACAGGGGAGAAAGCCCACGUGUGCGGUUGCGGCAAGGCCUUCCGCCUGCGGAGCCAGCUGGCCAACCACACGAGGAAGCAUAUUCAUGAAAUACAAGCAAUGAAGCAGGACUUGGUGUGA